AUGAAAUUAGUUGGACUGAUUUCCGGGGGGAAAGAUAGUAUUUUUAAUUUAUUAUGCUGUAAAUCUUUUGGGCUUGAAAUUUCUGCUUUGGCAAAUUUAUCACCUCCUGAUAAUAUGGUUGAAAUCGAUAGUUAUAUGUAUCAAAGCAUAGGAAAAGAAUUGAUUCCACUCAUUUCAGAGUGUAUGGAAGUCCCAUUGGUUCGUAGAAAUAUCUCAGGGAAGGCAAUUAACCAGGAAAUUAACUACACAACUACUCAAGGAGAUGAGGUAGAAGACUUAUUUAUGCUUCUAAAAAAUGUGAAGGAAAGCUUCCCAGAUAUUCAAGGAGUAAGUUGCGGAGCAGUAAUGUCAAAUUACCAAAGGAACCGACUUGAAGAAGUAUGCCAUCGACUAAAAUUACAAUGUUAUUGCUUUAUGUGGAUGAUACCAGAACAUGCAUUAUUAAAUUCUAUAGUAGAAGGUGGGCUGAGAAGUAUGAUAGUGAAAGUUGCGUCAUUUGGAUUAAAUGAGAGUUUUUUGGGUAGGAUGGUUUCUGAAUGUCUGGGUGAUUUUGAAUAUAUUCAAAGUAAAAUAUGUAGUGAUUUUCAUUGUUGUGGUGAAGGAGGUGAAUAUGAAUCACUAACUUUAGAUGGCCCGAACCACUUGUUCAAGAACAAUUACAUUUCAAUUUCUAAUUUUAAAAGCAUUUGUUUAGACUCAAAUCCUUAUGCUCCAGUUUAUGUUUUGAAACCAACGGAAUACAAAUUGAUAAGAAAGGAGAAAUGCAAUGAUGAAGAAAUCAAAACAGUUUUGCCAUUUUUUGACCCAAAUUACAGUUUGUUUUACUAUCUCUAUGAUACAGGGAGAUACAAAUUAAAUUACUUUGGAUCUAUUAAAAGAAUUGAAGCUGAAAUGAAAGGUGAUGAAAUUGAAAUACAAAAUAGUAAUUUGAAUGAUUCAAAUGAAUCAUUUGAAGUGAAAGUUUUUGAAACAGAAAAAACUUAUAUGAUUACUAUAGACUUAAACUUUAAUUCUUUGAAUAUUUCUUCUUGCUCAAAAAAAGUUUCAAAAUUUAUUUCUGAAAACCUAAGCUUUAAAGAUUGGUUUAUUUCAAGUAAAGCAGUAUUUUUUGAAGCACUCAUUCGAUUAUUUAAAACCGAAGAUGUUUUAGGAAUUUUUGAAUUAUCUCAAUUUUGGGAUAUGAUUAACUUAGAAAGUUUUGGGGUAAAGUGGAAACCUGCUGUUAAUAUUAGCUUUACUACAAGUAAAAUGGUAAAUAAUUCAAAGUUUCAUAUUGUUAUUAUUAAAAACUCAAUAGAUAGUGAAAAAUGUUUGAUUAAAGAAUCAUGCUCGUCAUCCAUUUCCUCUUAUGGAACUUCUAUUCCCAGAUCUUUUUCAAAUAGUAUUAUAGUUUCAAAUAAAAAGCCUUUCAAUCUAUUAGGGGACUUCCAAUACAAAUCAGGAUUAAUUGUAGAUAAUCCCAUUUUACUUUCUUCAAGUGUUUAUGGGUUUAUUCCCCAUUCUGGUGACACUCCAAAUUGUGAUCAAAUUAAGAGUUUCUUAAAUAUGGUAAAUUCAAAUGGUUUCAGGGAUUUUCAUGAUCAAUUAUGUAUUGAGCUUUCUCUCUCACUAAGAUCUUUCCGAUGCAAUUUAAACUCUUCAAUAUAUAAUUCUCAUUUAUUAAGUUUUAAAAAUGAAGUGGAUUAUAGAUUUGAUGUUUUUAACAUUACCCAUAUAUGGAUAAUUGAGUUAUCUAUUAGAGAAGUGAUAUCUUUAUCGGAAUUUGUUGAUUACUUUAAAUCUUUAGUAAAUGAAUACAAUUAUAAUAAAAACUAUGCUCCCAAUAAAUGGUCAGAUAUCCACAAAUUUAUUGAAACCUCAAAAUAUUCUUCAAUAGAUCCAAUAGUCAUUCCAAUUUAUGUUGACUAUUUGCCUCUCAAUACAAAGUGUAAAUUAGUCCCAGUUUCACUAAUUAUGAAUGAUUACAAAGAUUAUCAUGUGGAAAUUUCGAAUUCGAAUUCUAAUUUCUGGAACUAUGAAUUGAGAUCUUUUUCAAAUAGUCAAACAAUAGCAGUAUUAUUUGAACUAAAAGAAACUAAAAUAGAUUCUUCAGGUAAAUGGGAAGAAAUGGUUAAAAAUCUCAGAACUUCUAUUGAUGGUAUUCUAAACAAACACAACCUUUCUUUGAAUGACAAGAUUAUCUGUUCUAAGUUCUUUGUAGUUGAUGAAUUUUACGACAUUAUCUGCCAAUCUCAAGAUCCAUUAAUUCGUGCUUCUUUCAUCUCUUCAGUAAAAAUACUAUUGAAUUAUUCAAUUCUACAAUAUCUACUUAUAGUUAGUUAUUAG
Cryptosporidium ubiquitum is the source of this 2325-nucleotide messenger RNA. Its product is annotated as P-loop ATPase. Gene Ontology annotation, molecular function: diphthine-ammonia ligase activity. The transcript has a single exon. NCBI's taxonomy places the organism in Eukaryota, Apicomplexa, Conoidasida, Eucoccidiorida, Cryptosporidiidae. The record is from RefSeq and is a predicted model, not a curated record. The coding region runs from base 1 to 2325 and encodes 774 amino acids. Gene Ontology annotation, biological process: protein histidyl modification to diphthamide.